AAACUUUCAUGUACGGUCGCACUGAAAUUCCGUCACAAACAUUGCCAAGAAUCGACGUGAUUGCGGAUUAAAAUUUUUGUUUUUGCACUUGCUUGGAAAUUUCGCCACUAUCAAACAUCGAUUAAAUGGAAUAAUUUAGCCGUCUACGCCGCAAUUGUGCAACGAAAAUACAUAAAACAGCUGGGCAAAAACGGAGUGCAGUGGGAAAAUGGACACAACUCCCACUCCGCGAGCGAACGAAAGGAAAGGGGAAAUCGUGUGAUGUCAUUUUGACUGUUUCUUUUCGAGUUAAUUGAAACAACUUCCUGUGCUGCUUUUGAUUUUCUGCUGCCAACUGCUUUUUAAGCGCCACUGUGUGCGUGUGCGGGAGUGCGCUAGUGUGUGUGUGUGAUCUACAUAGAUAAAUAUAUAUUGUGUAAAAUUAUUUGCCGUUAAAAGCACACGGUUAAUUGGCCAUUAAGUGCUAUUUAAUUUAGUAAUUUAGCGGGGUGAGGGCAGUAAAAAAGAGAAGAAAAACCACAGAAAUACCAUUCCACACACACACACACACGCGAAAAAGAGAAAAGGUGAAACGCACGCACACCAUAAAAAGCACACCGCGAGUGGAGUUGUGUGAGUGGGGUUUCGAUAAAAAAAAAUCCACAAAAAAUACAACAAAAUAAAGUCCGGCAUAAACAAAUCGACUUAUCGAUUUCCCUCCAAAAAAUAAAAAAGUAUCGAAAAGAUUCCGCCCAGGACAAAACAACGAGCAAAAUCACCUGCCACGCCCACGGGCAGCUGUACCGUCCACUACCACCACCAGCCCCCAUUCCCCGUACUAUAAAGGAUAUCCAUCAUCCAUCAUGUCCAGUCCCAGCAACACGGAUAAUGGCCAAUCUGUGCAGGAUCUGCAAAUGGAGGUGGAGAGGCUUACCCGCGAACUGGACCAGGUUUCCUCCGCCAGCGCCCAGUCUGCACAGUAUGGUCUGUCCCUGCUGGAGGAGAAGUCCGCCCUGCAGCAAAAGUGCGAGGAACUGGAGACCCUCUACGACAACACGCGCCACGAACUGGACAUCACACAAGAGGCGCUGACGAAAUUCCAAACCUCACAGAAAGUGACCAACAAAACGGGCAUCGAGCAGGAAGAUGCCCUUCUGAAUGAAUCGGCUGCUAGGGAGACAUCGCUCAAUCUCCAGAUCUUUGAUCUGGAAAACGAGCUCAAACAGUUACGCCAUGAGUUGGAAAGGGUUCGCAACGAGCGCGACAGGAUGUUGCAGGAAAACUCGGAUUUCGGACGGGACAAGAGCGACAACGAGGCGGACCGCCUGCGCCUCAAGUCCGAGCUAAAGGAUCUAAAGUUUCGCGAAACGCGAAUGCUCAGCGAGUACUCGGAGCUGGAGGAAGAGAACAUAUCGCUGCAGAAGCAGGUCUCAAACCUACGCAGCUCGCAGGUGGAAUUUGAAGGUGCCAAACACGAGAUCCGUCGUCUCACCGAAGAAGUUGAGAUUUUGAAUCAACAGGUUGAUGAGCUGGCGAAUCUCAAGAAGAUUGCUGAGAAGCAAAUGGAGGAGGCGCUUGAGGCCCUGCAGGGUGAACGCGAGGCGAAGUAUGCGUUGAAGAAGGAGCUUGAUGGUCACUUAAACCGCGAGUCUAUGUACCACAUCAGCAACCUGGCUUACAGUAUACGUAGCAACAUGGAGGACAAUGCCAGCAACAACUCGGACGGUGAGGAAGAGAAUCUGGCCCUGAAGCGCUUAGAGGCUGACCUGAGCACCGAACUAAAAUCCCCAGAUGGCACCAAGUGCGAUCUCUUCUCGGAGAUUCAUUUAAACGAAUUAAAGAAACUGGAGAAACAGUUGGAGAGCAUGGAGAGUGAGAAGACGCAUCUGACGGCCAAUUUACGGGAGGCACAGACGAGCUUGGACAAGUCACAAAACGAACUGCAAAACUUCAUGUCACGGCUUGCUCUCCUUGCUGCUCAUGUAGAUGCUUUAGUUCAGCUAAAGAAGCAGAUCGACGUGAAAGAGCACGGCAAGGAUAAUGGCCAGAAGAAGGAUGAGCUAGAGCAGCAGUUGCGAUCUUUGAUCUCGCAGUAUGCCAACUGGUUCACCCUCUCCGCCAAGGAGAUUGAUGGCCUUAAGACUGAUAUAGCCGAGUUGCAAAAGGGACUCAACUACACAGACGCCACAACUACGCUGCGCAACGAGGUGACCAAUCUGAAGAACAAACUCCUGGCCACGGAGCAGAAGUCGCUGGAUUUGCAGAGCGACGUGCAAACCCUCACACAUAUCUCGCAGAACGCUGGACAAAGUUUGGGCUCAGCCCGCAGUACUUUGGUGGCUUUGAGCGACGAUCUAGCCCAGCUGUAUCACCUUGUUUGCACUGUCAACGGAGAAACUCCAACGCGUGUCCUACUGGAUCACAAGAGCGAUGAUAUGAGUUUCGAAAACGAUUCCCUGACCGCCAUCCAGUCACAAUUCAAAUCGGAUGUCUUUAUUGCCAAACCCCAGAUCGUCGAGGAUCUGCAAGGUUUAGCGGAUUCCGUGGAGAUCAAGAAAUACGUCGAUACAGUCAGCGAUCAGAUCAAGUAUCUGAAAACAGCUGUAGAGCAUACAAUCGAUCUUAACAAACACAAAGUGCGCUCCGAAGGUGGCGAUGUUUCAGCACUAGAGAAGGUCAACACUGAGGAGAUGGAGGAACUGCAGGAGCAGAUAGUCAAGUUAAAGAGCCUGCUGUCCGUAAAGCGCGAACAGAUCGGAACUCUGCGCAACGUUCUUAAGUCAAACAAACAAACCGCCGAAGUGGCCCUUACCAAUCUCAAAUCCAAAUACGAGAACGAGAAAAUCAUUGUCAGCGAUACCAUGUCCAAGCUGCGUAAUGAGCUCAGGCUUCUUAAGGAGGAUGCAGCCACUUUCUCCAGCCUGCGUGCUAUGUUUGCCGCUCGCUGCGAGGAGUAUGUGACCCAGGUGGAUGAUCUCAACCGCCAGCUGGAGGCAGCCGAGGAGGAGAAGAAGACUCUAAACCAGCUGCUGCGCUUGGCCGUCCAGCAGAAGCUGGCACUAACCCAGAGACUCGAAGAGAUGGAAAUGGAUCGCGAAAUGCGACACGUCCGUCGCCCGAUGCCCGCCCAGCGUGGCACUAGCGGCAAGUCCUCAUUCAGCACGAGGCCAUCGAGCAGGAAUCCAGCGAGCAGCAACGCCAACCCAUUCUAACAUAAGAUCAGCGUGCAGCGUAAACUUCUAGCUUUGGUUUAUACUUUGCUUAAGUUGUAAAUUCGUUGGAGUUCCUGCGGAAAGAUAUUCCCACAAUCACAAGAUAUACUGCAAGCGUUUUUGAGAACGAAGCUAUAUCCAUGCUCUAUCCAACUACUAUAACUAUGUUUGUAUUGUAUUUGUAUUUAUUGAAAGUUUAGUUAGAUGAAAGUUUUGUGUUAGACAAGGAAGCAGCAAACGGUUAUUAACGGUUAGUUACUUAAACGUCCAAUUAAUUUAAUUAAAAACAAACAUUAAGGAAAAAGAUUAAUUAAUAACGUAACGAAAUGUAUUUUUCUAUAUACAUAUGACGUAACUAUCUUUAAAGGCGUCUAAAUUUUGUUCGAUUUGAGUUUUGUUAUCUUUCGCGUUGAUUAUUUAAUUUUUGUUAACAACGCUGUGCGCAAGCGAAAAGAAAUUGAUAAACAAAACGAUGAUAAAUAAGUUGAUGUUGAACAAAAGAUAUUGAUAUUGGCAAAUGAACCAUGUAUUAAUUGGCCAGCCCGAUAACCGAGAGUAUUUUUUCAUGGCCCAGUUUAGGCAAAGUGGCCCCUAAAUGUACGUAAAGAUCAAGUGGCCAGAUAUGUGGCCGAAAUGUAUAUUACCGAUGGUCCUGCAGCUAUUGAACUUAGAGUAGCAAAAGGCUACGUCUUAAAGACGAUUUUCUAAACGAUGAUGACUUUUGUAUUUAUUGAGCGGCAUUUUCCCGCCUCGAAAUGAAGAAAUUAUAGGAAAUGAAUUAUAAUUUGCAAAGGAGAAAGAAAACUAAGUUUUUGUGUUUUUUUUAGCAUUAAUUCAGACAUAACUUAUGAUUUGUGCAUUAUUAUUUAAUAUAAUUAAUAAAUUGCAACACAAAAAAUAUUAAUGAAGUGAA
Drosophila eugracilis is the source of this 4104-nucleotide messenger RNA. It is a transcript of the gene BicD, whose product is annotated as protein bicaudal D. Bases 843 to 3191 code for a protein of 782 amino acids. Gene Ontology annotation, cellular component: cytosol; Golgi apparatus. Gene Ontology annotation, biological process: microtubule anchoring at microtubule organizing center; protein localization to organelle; regulation of microtubule cytoskeleton organization. Gene Ontology annotation, molecular function: cytoskeletal adaptor activity; dynein complex binding; dynactin binding. Lineage: Eukaryota; Metazoa; Arthropoda; Insecta; Diptera; Drosophilidae. The record is from RefSeq and is a predicted model, not a curated record. The transcript is spliced from 8 exons.